Molecule: messenger RNA, 1045 nt
Organism: Nomia melanderi (Alkali bee)
Lineage: Eukaryota; Metazoa; Arthropoda; Insecta; Hymenoptera; Halictidae
Gene: Rpe
Product: ribulose-phosphate 3-epimerase
Biological process (GO): pentose-phosphate shunt; carbohydrate metabolic process
Molecular function (GO): D-ribulose-phosphate 3-epimerase activity
Source: RefSeq, a predicted model, not a curated record
UAGAGCUGCUGCUCUCACACAACAGUCUCGGGCAGUUCCUAGAGUAGAGGUAGUGGGGGAACGCUGAUCAAGAGUCACUAGUAUAAGGGGAGGCAGUUCGACACCUCUGUCUUAAAAACGUCACGGCUCUUACUUAAUGCAACUCAACCACAACUGACCUUGAAAGUUAGAUCAUUGGGUUACUCGAUAACGCCUUAUCAUCGUUGACAAGACCACGUGCUCUUAAUAUUUACACGAUAAAAAUGGAAAAGAAGGUAGUUGCAAAAAUUGGACCUUCGAUUUUGAAUGCUGAUUUGGCUCAACUUUCAGAAGAAUCUCAACGUUUAAUUAAUAACGGUGCUGAUUAUUUACAUUUAGAUGUUAUGGAUGGACAUUUUGUACCUAACCUUACUUUUGGUCAUCCGUUGGUAAAAUGUCUUCGCAGUAAAAUAAAAGAUGCUUUUUUUGAAACUCAUAUGAUGGUUUCUAAUCCAGAACAGUGGAUAGAACCUAUGGCUGAUGCCGGUGUCGACCAAUACACAUUUCACGUUGAGCCUGUGAAAAACGUUUCAUUACUUUGUAGAAAAGUCAGAGAAGCAGGAAUGAAGGUUGGAGUAGCACUUAAACCUGGAACACCAGUAGAUGUUGUUGUAGAUUAUGUUGAUCUAGCAGACAUGGUGUUAGUCAUGACUGUAGAACCAGGUUUUGGUGGGCAAAAAUUCAUGGAAUCAAUGAUGGAAAAAGUAACAUGGCUAAGAAAAAAAUAUCCUACUUUAGAUAUAGAAGUAGAUGGAGGUGUAGGCCCUGCUACUAUUGAUGCAUGUGCAAAAGCUGGAGCAAAUAUGAUUGUCUCAGGAACAGCAGUCAUAGGUUCUUCUGACCAAGCAAAAGUUAUAAAAAUUUUAAGGGACACAGUAAAUUGUGCAUUACAAAAUAGUUGAAUAUUGACAGAAAAAUAAUUUUGAAAAUAUGUAAAAUAGAUAUCAGAAAUUUUUUAAACUUGUAAUAAAUUUGUACAGUAUAUUUACAAAAAGAACCAAAUAAAUGAACAAAAUUUUCUAAUUUU